UAUUUAUACAGGACAAACUUCGAAAGUGUAUUAAUUGGUAAGAUUUGGUGAUGUUAAAGUUCCUCGCACCGCACGUAAAGCUUAUUCAUAUUUGCCAACAACAAGUUUGACUUUCAAUUUUAUCUUCGAAUAUUCAUUCUCGUAAGUGGCUUUUCUGGAAAUGUCGCAUCGGAGUUGCUUGAGUAUUUCGCCAUGUCGACUGAGCAAGGGUACUUCUAGUAUCAGAUGUACGAGAACUUCUAAGGAGGCUGUUGUUUGCAAUGCGACAUCGUUUCCGCGAUUGCAGUAUGGCGGGUCGACCUCCUCGUGGCAGACUCCGGUCUCAGCAGCGGUGAUGAGAAGUGCAACCAAUGUUUAUGGGAUGAGCCCGUCACGUGCAACUUCUAGUUCCAUCGUCUACGGGAGCUUCAAACUGUGCCCGCUCGAGCAACUAGAAAAAAAGCUUUAUGGCCUUUCGUCCGCGUUGCGCUUUUUCUCCAGCACGGGGAAUGCACCACGCGGUAGUGACGAAGAAUGUUCUAGAGAAGGCGACCAGGAAGACCAUGAUGGGGUGAACGAUGAGCAGACUGCUCUGUCAUUCAGUGUCGAGGCAGAAGAAGGAACUGAAGAUGACCCUGACGAGGCUGGUUUGGCGCGUCUGUGUGUGCACGCUGGGGACCGUGUGCAGGCGGCUCUGCUGGUUGAGAGGCUGCCGACGCAGUGGGUGGAGCCCCCGUGGAUGCGGCGCUGGCGACGCUUCCGACAGGACUGGUUACAGCGUACUGGCAAUGCGCUCGAUAUCGCUGACGGUGUCGCGUACAUGCAUUUUCCAACCCAGUUUCUGGACAAAGCGGACGAGGAAGCGCUGAUGCGUGAGCAAGACAAAAGCGACGAGGCCGAGGCCGAACAGGUGCGCAGUGAAGCGGACGAGUUGUUUGCGGCACCAACAAAUAUAGAGAGCUUGCUGAAGAAUGGUUCUUCCAGAUCCACAAGUUCCAGACCAGGACUGAUGCUCCCAGACGAGCCGUCAUCUUCAGUUAGUGCACAAGCUUUCGAAUCCGGACAGCAGGCUUCUCGCAGAGGACGCAGACAGAAGUCUUCAAAUAAUCACUCAUCGCAGGGCAGUGAACUGAGCGAAUCUCCAGGGAACAAGAACAGGAGAGGGAAAGAGGUGUUCUCCGCUGAGAACCAGACUGCGCUCAACACUUCCGGACAAAGCGGUCGUGUACCCACAAAAGACGCGAGCAGUAGCAGCCGGCGUUCCAGAAAACGAGCCGGUGGGCCCGUAGAGAUAGAGCUCGACACCUCACUUCAAUCAGUGACCAAGGAUCCAACGGAGACGCUUUAUUUGCUAGUGCAAUACCGCGGUGUGGAAGGGAAGUGGACAGUUCCACGAUCCAGCGUUCUUCCUGAUAUGAGCAUGCGCGAAACGCUGGAAGCCCUGUCAUUAGAGCAGCUGGGGAUGGAGCCGCACCUUGUGGGUCGCUGUCCGGCAGCGUUCGAGCGCUUCAGCAGUAGUCGUAAAGUCUUCUACUACAGAGGCAGAAUUACGGGAGUGAACGCAGGGCGGCUGGAUAUUGCAGAGACCAGUCCAGUGGCAGAUUACGCGUGGGUGCCGCAGAGUAAACUGUCGCAAUUUCUCAGCAAAAGGGCACUGCGCACACUCAGCCCUCUCUUGGUAGACUGGGGCUAGCCAUUACCUCGAACUUGAGUCAAUACAUCGACAUGCCUAGACCUAGUACCCUAGAAGAUGUUAUAUAUAGAUAAUGUUAGAAGACGAGCAGGUCCGCUGAUCUCAACUCCAGAC
This is a messenger RNA of Amoebophrya sp. A25, 1786 nucleotides long. Lineage: Eukaryota; Dinophyceae; Syndiniales; Amoebophryaceae. The record is from the annotation of a GenBank genome assembly.